CAGUACAAAAUUCAAAUUCACUGUCUUUCCCUUUGCUUUUUCCAUAGCUCCCGAACAAAGACCUCCACUAAAACGAAGACAAAAGUUUUCUUUUUUAUAUACGUACACAAUUACUUUUCGUUUCCUUUUGUUGUGGGUAUUCCCAAUUUUCUUCGGUUUCGAAGAACGAAGUGAGAAAUCUAGAGGAAGAGUCUUAUGGCUGGUUAUAAAGGUCAUGAUGAGUAUGAUUAUCUGUUUAAGCUUGUUUUGAUCGGUGAUUCUGGUGUGGGCAAAUCAAACUUGCUCUCCAGAUUUACAAGGAAUCAAUUUAAUUUAGAAUCAAAGUCUACGAUUGGGGUUGAGUUUGCUACCAAGAGUUUGGAAAUUGAUGGGAAGGUAAUCAAGGCUCAGAUUUGGGAUACUGCUGGACAAGAAAGGUACCGAGCGAUAACCAGUGCUUACUACCGUGGGGCAGUAGGUGCUUUGCUCGUGUACGAUGUCACUCGACGUCCAACAUUUGAAAAUGCUGCAAGAUGGUUAAAGGAAUUAAGGGAUCACACAGACCCAAACAUGGUAGUGAUGCUAAUUGGCAACAAAUGUGAUUUACGACACCUUAUUCUUGUUCCAACAGAAGAUGGAAAAUCAUUUGCUGAGAGGGAGUCUUUGUACUUCAUGGAGACCUCUGCAUUGGAUGCAACAAACGUUGAAAGCGCUUUCACAGAGGUACUCUCUCAAAUAUAUCGAAUCGUGAGCAAGAGAUCAGUUGAGGCAGGCGAUAUUGGAAGUGCUUCAACGACACUCCCGUCUAAAGGUCAGACAAUAGAUGUCAAGGAUGACUCGUCAGUGCUGAAGAGAAUUGGAUGCUGCUCCAGCUGAGAUGAAAUAAGCUUCAAAACCUCAACUUGGAAAUACAGCAAGAGAUAUUUCUUUUGUAUAUUUGUAUUGUAUCAGUUUGUGUAGAAUAAAGAGCUUGGUUGUGGGUGGUGGUUGUGUGAAAGGCGCUUUUCUUGAUGUGUUAUAGUCCCUCCACAUAAGUGUUGGAGUUUGCUCUUCUUUACAUUCCAAAGAACAUUUGAAACUUGAAAUUUACCGUUGUAAUGCUGAACUUUGUACAUAUUUUCUUGUUUCAAAUGCACCCAAAAUAAUUUCAAUUAUCCCCUUAAAA
This is a messenger RNA of Cucumis sativus (cucumber), 1144 nucleotides long. RefSeq names its product ras-related protein Rab11D. The transcript has 2 exons. Gene Ontology annotation, molecular function: GTP binding; GTPase activity. The record is from RefSeq and is a predicted model, not a curated record. Bases 196 to 855 code for a protein of 219 amino acids. NCBI's taxonomy places the organism in Eukaryota, Viridiplantae, Streptophyta, Magnoliopsida, Cucurbitales, Cucurbitaceae. Gene Ontology annotation, cellular component: endosome.